This is a messenger RNA of Bactrocera latifrons, 2420 nucleotides long. Its product is annotated as zinc finger protein 665-like. Lineage: Eukaryota; Metazoa; Arthropoda; Insecta; Diptera; Tephritidae. Gene Ontology annotation, cellular component: nucleus. Gene Ontology annotation, molecular function: zinc ion binding; RNA polymerase II cis-regulatory region sequence-specific DNA binding; DNA-binding transcription factor activity. The transcript is spliced from 5 exons. The record is from RefSeq and is a predicted model, not a curated record. The coding region runs from base 97 to 2262 and encodes 721 amino acids. Gene Ontology annotation, biological process: regulation of transcription by RNA polymerase II.
GGUAAAUAAUAAAGCGGCAAGUUUUAAUCCUUAAUUUUAUAUAAAUUCAUUUUAUUAAUAAGUCUUGCGCGAUUUUAACGAGAAGCGUCAAAUGAAAUGGUUAACCAAUGUCGCGCCUGCCUCAGUUCGAAAGACACCUCCUUUAUUCGUAUGGAGACGCACAUUGGCGACGGUGUCGAUUUCUUCACUUGCUUCAACUUAUGCACACAAUUGGAAGCGGAACUAGAUGAUGGCCUGCCAGGAGUAUUGUGCACACAUUGUUCUCAAGAUCUCGAAAUAUCUUUUAAUUUCUUGCAAAAUGCCAGGCAGGCUGAUGGAAUACUCCGUGAAAACUUUUCACACAAGUACUUGACCACAGAAAUAGAAUCAUUGGAUAGUGAAAUGGAUGAUACAAUAAUGGAGCCAUUAGAUGAGGUAGAAGGCAGUGAAAUGGAAGAUUGUGUGGUUGAGGAAAUCAUAGAACACGUGCAUGUUCCAGAAGAUGUUGCCGACGAGCGUGUAGAAAGCAGUGUUGUAGAAAUAAUGGAGGUCGAAAAAAAUAAUCUGAAUAUUUGUGAAAGCUCUUUAGAUGAGAUAGAACUUAUCGAUAACAGUUAUGUGGACCAAACUGUCGAGACAGCGGAGAUUGUGGUGGACGAGAUACAUGAAACACAAUCAAAAACAACAGAGUAUUAUGCAGAAGAUGAAGGUGAUGAAGAGUACCUAACAGAAUACAAAGAAGAUGUGCAGCAAUCGGACGCAGACAAUACGAGAUCAAAAGGAGGAAAAUGGAAAUGCAUAGAAUGCAAAAUUGUUUUGUGUGGCGAUGUUUCUUAUGAAGGCCAUAUGAAUAUGCAUCGUUCAUUGCGACCAUACAAAUGUACAGAAUGCAUGUGUGCAUUUCGUUGCAAAAAUAAACUGGAUUACCAUAUACAACUGCGACAUACACAACAAGUCGAGCCUCAAACUAUCAACCUAAACAAUUGUAAAAAGUGUACCAAAAUCUUCGGAGCACCCGAAGAAUUACAAGAACACCAGGAAUUAAUACAUCCCGAUAGUUAUCCUGUACAAUGUAGACGCUGUCCGUUGUUACCACCAUUCGCGCGGACAAAAUUAGCAGAACACUUUCGUAACGAACAUCCAGCGGAACAUCGAAAAUACUUCCCCACAGUGGGUAGGCCACCAAAUGAGCCAGCCAAACCAACACCAUGGCAAUGUGAAGUCUGUAAAUGUUAUCUGCGUUCAGAAAGCGCAUUGCGUGAUCACAGACAUACGCACCAGAAUGAACGACCGCAUGAGUGCCAAUUUUGUGCGAAACGUUUCGUUACUACCAGUAAUUUACGUCAACAUAUGCGCGGCGUACACACCGAGGAAUAUGAGAAGCUAGUUAAUGAAGGCGGUGAUACGAUAGUGCAAUGUGAAAUGUGUAAAAAGCAAUUACUUAGACGAAAUCUCGAAAAACAUAUGGCCUUGCAUGUGAAAAAAGAGCGCGAGGCGAAAGAGACUCAAACGAAAUUUCUCUGUGCUUACUGCUCACGUGAAUUCACGAAUGCCAAAUCGCUCAGUCUGCACGAACAAAACGUGCAUCUUGUCAAAUUGGAGGAGCCGAAAUAUGAAUGUGGCAUUUGUAAGCGCAAAUGUUAUCAACAGCGUGAUCUCAAUUGCCAUAUGCAGCGCGUGCAUCUAGCGGAGCGCAAACACUAUUGCAAUGUGUGCGGUAAUGCGUUCAAGAGCGCUUGGCAGCUGACCGCUCACCGGCUUUUGCAUGCCGAAGACAAGUCUUUUGAGUGCAUACACUGUCAACGGCAAUAUACACGGCAAGCCGAUUUAAUUGUGCACAUGCGCACACAUACCGGCGAACUGCCAUACGCUUGCCACCUUUGUGGUAGACGCUUCGCGAUCAAAGUACGACUCACUUAUCACUUGCAACGGCAUGAAGGCGUCAAACAUUCGUGCGCCUAUUGUGGAACUGUCUAUUACAAUCGUAAUCAACUAAAGGAGCAUCUCUUCAAGCACACUGGCAUGCCUUAUCGCUGUGAAUUGUGUCCAGAUGUUGGAUUUACGCGCCGUUUGCGUUUCUCCAAUCACAUGCAGCGCGUCCAUAAUAAAAUUCUAACAGCUGACGAAUUGACUGCUGUGUUUGCGAAAUACACGGGAAAGGCGAUACAUUUCAACACCAGCAACAAAUCUCAGGAGAAUAUGGACUCACAGGAGUUGCCUGAUUUCAUUGUAGAUGAAGAGAAAGAAGAUGAAGAUAUGGUAAAUGAGUGCUUAAAUAAUUAAAUAUAUAUAUGGUACAAAGAAUGUAUGUAUGUGUAUACACAUAAGUAGUUAAAACUUAAAUUAAAAAUAAAAAUAUUUAUUGCAUAUUUAUAUGGAAAUCGCUAAUUUGAACCUAUGUACACAUUAAAUAAACAAUAAAACAAUAAUUGCAAAUAACA